AAAUAUUUGUUUUGUUACUCGCCAAACUUUACUACAAGUGCAGGGACUUGUUAAAGCACAGUUCAAGUAUAGGUACUUGUCAAAGCAGUGUACAAGCACAGACAGCUAUAGAAGAACGAUAAACAUUAGUGAAGGAGGCAAUGCUGGACGAAGACUCUCAACACCAGAGGAUCCCGUUAGUGGACCUGGGGCAGUUGGGUCUGGAACGGGAGACGGAGCCCAGCCAGGAGGUGUGGCAGAGGGUGGCGCAGCAGCUGCAUCAAGCCUUCGCGGACAUCGGCUGCGCUUAUCUCACCAACCACGGUGUUCCCGACGACCAGCUUAGAUUGCUAUACAACUCGGCGGCGGAGUUUUUCGGGCUUGACCAGACCAAGAAAGCUAGCUGCGAGGAAGACCCAAGCAAGCACCGAGGCUACAUUCGCCUGAAGCAGGAGAGAGACGAAGGAACGGAAGAACUCCACGAAAGCUUCAUCGUAGAAACAGCUGAGGAUGUUUUUCCUGACGCAGACGUGCCCUCCUUCAGGUCCUCCGUGCUGUCUGUCCUCGACUCCUGCAGGGUCCUCUCUUCAAGGUUAUUGACGGCUCUAGCCAUCAGUCUCGGCAAGGAUCCGGACUACUUCCAGUUGCUGCACCAGGGUAUGGGCACGAGAGACAGCCCCUCCUGCUUGCGCAUCAACUACUACCCACCACUGCCCAGAAACUUAACUGAGGAAACUACCCGUUUUGUUGCCCAUGUGGACUUCAGUACCAUCACCUUGCUCUUCCAAGCCGACACAGGCGGAUUGCAGGUGCGUGGACGUGGGACGGCGUGGGUGGACGCCCAUCCGGUCCCAAGCGCAGUCCUUCUCUUGGCUGGAGAGUUCCUCAAGUCCUACUCUGACGACAAGUUCAUCGCUCCUGAACACCAGGUGGUCAUCCCGACCGAGGAGCACGGACGGAGGUCUUCCCGAACCUCGGUCGGAUAUUUCGCCCACGCGGACAACCACGUCCCUAUGAAGCCAGCAGGUUCCUCCAGCCCCAGCCGGAGCGAUCCGUCCCUCACCGUUCAAGAGUAUUUCAACGGGUUUGUCCACAAGAGGCUACAGAUAUAAUGAGACGAUCAGUGUCGUCGCCUCCUCCUUACCUUCCUCGUGGCGUCCAGUGCUGCUUGUCACGGAUUGUUGGCAACAUUCGUUAGAACCCGUGCUUUCGAACGGGUAGUAACGUUUAUAUUGUAACGAAAGCAUGAAUUCGAACAUUCGUGCUUUAGUUACAAUAUGAACGGGGAAGGGGGAGGUUAUUGAUGUUAUUAGUGUCAUCAAUAGAAUGAUUGAAUGCUACUUUC
Molecule: messenger RNA, 1324 nt
Organism: Procambarus clarkii (red swamp crayfish)
Lineage: Eukaryota; Metazoa; Arthropoda; Malacostraca; Decapoda; Cambaridae
Molecular function (GO): 2-oxoglutarate-dependent dioxygenase activity
Source: RefSeq, a predicted model, not a curated record